Molecule: messenger RNA, 3209 nt
Organism: Hermetia illucens (black soldier fly)
Lineage: Eukaryota; Metazoa; Arthropoda; Insecta; Diptera; Stratiomyidae
Product: alpha-N-acetylgalactosaminidase
Exons: 8
Coding region: 772-2103 (443 amino acids)
Biological process (GO): glycoside catabolic process; oligosaccharide metabolic process; glycosylceramide catabolic process
Cellular component (GO): cytoplasm
Molecular function (GO): alpha-galactosidase activity
Source: RefSeq, a predicted model, not a curated record
GAACACUCUGUACAGAGUCUUUGAUUGCAAACUCAAGACGCGAUCGCGAGUUACACUAGUUGGUCUGUUGGCUUUCCGCGGCAACUUCAAGUAGUAUCCACUGGUGAAAAGGUUUUAGAAAAGUCAGUUCGAUAAUUAUAGAGCAAACAGUGAAGGAAGUACGAAGAACUAAAAUACGGAAACCAGCACCGAUCGAGAUAAUCCUUUCUAUAGAUCUCGAUUUAUGGUAGCUCAUAAUCGCGGGGAAGAUCGAAUAUCGCGAAAAUUUCUAUCAUUAAUUGGACAGUGUUAGGUUGUUCAUAUCCAUUCUGCUGAGAUAUCUUAAAAUUUUAGCUAACUUGUGAGCAAGUGAUCUUUACUCCAGUGCAUUGUUUCCCGUAAAUAUAAAACUAACUAAUCAUUCAGGCAAACGAGCAAAGUGAUCAGUUUACGAAAGACUUGCAAUAGUAAUUUGAAUCUGAAGUGAUCGUUAAGCGCAGAGCUCAGGAGAUCAGUAGAAUUGAUCCAGUGGAACAAGUUCUUUGUCUAGAAGUGAGAAAAAAAUGUACAAUUAGUCAACGGAGUCUUGCAUGCAUAGUGCAAGUUAAUUAGCGAAAAGAAAGACAAACGAAUCCAUUACCUGAACUAAUUUGGAACCAUUUCAAAAAGAUCGACCUGGCGCUAUCUGAAAAGUGGAACUGAGAUCGAAAUCAGGAUUUUUUCGGACCAAACGCCAAAAAACAGAUUUUAGAUACUUUUUAUUGAAAAAAUUGUUAGAAAUUUGGUAUAACAAUGUUUCACAACAGUGGACCACCGAAGUUUUCUGUGAUAUUAGUAGGAAUACUUGUAGCACUAAUUGGAUUAUUUAGUUUAGUCAAUCAAAUAAGUGCCCUUGACAAUGGACUGGCCCGUACACCACCUAUGGGGUGGCUAUCGUGGGAACGGUUCCGUUGUAACACGGAUUGCGAUGGAGAUCCAGAAAAUUGUAUUAGUGAACGGCUUUUCCGUACAAUGACUGAUUUAGUUGUAUCUGAAGGAUAUGCUCAAGCCGGAUAUUCAUACAUCAAUGUCGAUGAUUGCUGGCUGGAAAAAUCACGUGGUCCACAAGGACAACUAGUGGCUGAUCGGAAACGUUUCCCAAGUGGAAUGAAAGCACUUUCAGAUUACGUCCAUGCUCGUGGCUUGAAAUUCGGUAUCUAUCAAGAUUUCGGAAACUACACCUGCGCUGGAUAUCCAGGCAUUAUUGGAUAUUCUCAUUUGGAUGCCAGAUUGUUCGCUGACUGGAAUGUUGACUACGUAAAACUUGAUGGAUGCUAUUCACUUCCUAUUGAUAUGGAUAUUGGUUACCCUGAAUUCGGACGUUUAUUGAACAGUACCGGCCGCCCAAUGGUUUACUCAUGCAGUUGGCCAGUAUAUCAAAUUUAUGCGGGAAUAACUCCAAACUAUGCAUCAAUUAUCCAACAUUGCAAUUUGUGGAGAAACUUUGACGACAUUCAAGACUCAUGGGCCUCUGUUGAAAGUAUUAUUGAUUACUAUGGAAAUAACCAGGAUGCUAUUGCUCCUAACGCUGGACCUGGACAUUGGAAUGAUCCUGAUAUGUUAAUCAUCGGUAACUACGGUCUCAGUUAUGAACAAUCAAAAACUCAAUUCGCAUUGUGGGCUAUCCUUGCGGCUCCUCUUCUUAUGUCUGUCGAUUUGAGAACCAUCCGUCCAGAAUACAAAGCUAUCUUACAAAACCGCAAAAUUAUCGCUGUUGAUCAAGAUCCCUUGGGAAUUCAAGGACGUCGCAUCUACAAGCAUAAGGGCAUUGAAAUUUGGUCAAGACCAAUUGCACCAAUCUACCAAACUUACUAUUCAUACGCUGUAGCAUUUGUCAACCGACGAAGCGAUGGUACCCCAUCAGAUGUUGCUGUUACCUUAAGGGAGCUAGGUCUUACCUCUCCAACUGGAUACAGGGUUGAGGAUCUUUAUGAAGAUGUAGACUAUGGCGUGCUUAGCCCACAAACCAAAAUCAAGGUUAAGGUUAACCCAUCCGGUGUAGUGAUACUCCGUGCUGAUGUUCAACCUGAAAGAUUUUCAAGAGCGCCAUUCAAUCCAUUGACGUAUUUCCGCACGAAAAAAUAGAAAGGAUACCUAGGCCAGAUCAGAGUUUCUGAUCUGAUUUCAAUUGAUUUUAUCUACAUGUAGCUUUAAAUGUAUUUUAACUAUACUUUAUUUUAGCCUUCUUUCCUUCAGAUUGUAUCAUUUUUCGUUGUAUUUUCCGAAUUUCCUGUUUUCUUAGCAUUCCGUACUAGCGUUAAGUAAUAAAAGGAGAGAACAUUCUUGAAAUCUUGUAAGGGAUUCGAACGAAGUGUAAUGUUUAUAAUAUUGUAGUAGUUUCCUAUAGAUUUUUAUAUUAUGAAAAAAACAACACUUUCUUGCCUGUAAAUAUGGUAGAAGCUCAUUUAUUUGGAUAUGCAUGAAUUUUGAGCAAUUUUAUUUCGACUACUAAAUUCAAUUCAAUUCAUUUUCCUAAAAUAUGAAGAAUAAACCAAUCCUAAAUUGAAUCUGAAUUAUAUUUUGUAAGUUGGUUUCGAAAGGAUAUUCACUCUAAGCGUUGUCAUUCAAAUGCACAUUCCCCAAAGAAGAACCCACUUCAUUUUGAACACUUUUCGUGACACAUAUCAAUCACCAUUGAAUCAAGACUGUUGUCAGUAAUAUCAAUUUAUCAACUCCAUUCAUUCAAAAUUUUGAUUCAUAUGAGAAAUUUCGCUUCCAUGAAGAGUGCAUUGUUAAUUCUUAAUCACGAAAUAUUUAUUGGCUAAUGAAGCUGAAUUCAAUUUGAAGUAUUCCAAAUAGCAAAGCUCUCUACUGCCAUCCGGAGUUUUAAAUAAAAUGAUAGAGUAUUAGAGAGGAACAAAAAGAGCGAAAAGUACGGGAAAAUAAUAGCAAGACAAACCUUAAAGUAUAAGUAAGCAUUUUAUUUAGUGAAAUUGAUGACUCUAUAAAAUAAAUAUUUCUUAUUUUAAAGUAUAUUUAAAUAAUAUUAAAAGUAAUUGUAAUUGAUCGAUAUGAAAAAAAUUAUUGUUGUGCCAGCUGUCUGAGUACAAGAUGUGUGAUUUCAUCAGAGAACAAGAAAGAAUAUUACAGAAAACUUGAAAAUGUGCUUUUUUUAAAUAAUUAAGAAACUAUAAAGAUAAAAGUGCCAAAAAAAUAUAAAAAAAAAUAAAAUAAAAAAUAUUGCGCUUUGA